CCUAUUCCAUGCCUACGGUUCCCAAACAGCUGCACUAAACGUUGAACUACUGUACCCCAGAUCACGGGACAAAGUGGGGUAGGUUCCAAAUUGCGUGCUGUAGUUGAAUGAGGGGAGAUCCGUGGAUACUUCCAGUUUUCGUUACCUAACUCUUGCAUCAGAUAUUUAAGAUAUCUAAUAACAAAUAUCGCUUUAGGACAAUCUUGGCAUAUAUAUAGGGCCUCAAUCCAUAUCUCACACCUUGCUGCACUGCAUUCUCUAGGCGACGAAUAAUAAUUCACGCAAUUCUAAAAUGACGCCUCCGACGAUCCGGCUCGCUACGGCCUCUCCAGGAACGCUGGCGACGACCAAAGAAACCCUUCUGCAGCUAGAAGAUGUAGCCAUCCGUGCGGCUGCUAAUAAGGCUGACAUUUUGUUGCUCCCAGAAGCUUAUCUUGGUGGUUAUCCCCGCGGCCUAGAUUUUGGGUGCAAAAUUGGCUCUCGAACCGAAGAGGGUCGCAAUGACUUCUUACGCUAUUUUAAGGGUUCCGUUGAUUUGGGAGAUACGGUUGGAGAUGGGGCUGGAGCCGGUGAGGCGUGGGUAAAGAGACAGUUGGGGGCCGAUGCGACUGAGGCUAGGGAUGGACGAUCGCCGGUGAGCAGGGGUGAUGGAACCAGGGAGGAGCUUGAACGAAUCGCGAGGGACACGGGGGUCUUUAUCGUCGUUGGGCUCGUGGAGAAAGCUGGCGGCAGUUUGUAUUGCUCUGUCGUCUAUGUUUGCCCGAAGCUGGGAGUCAUUGGGAAGAGAAGAAAGGUCCAACCAACGGGUUCAGAACGGCUUAUCUGGGCGGCGGGCUCGCCAGCAACCCUCAAAGCAGUGAGCACCACCAUCCGCGGCGUUCGCAUCAAUCUCGCCGCCGCGAUCUGCUGGGAGAAUUAUAUGCCGCUUCUGCGACAGAGCCUCUACGCGCAAAACGUGAAUCUGUAUCUUGCGCCUACGGCGGACAAUCGCGACGCCUGGCUAGGGCUGGUGCGCACCGUAGCCCUCGAGGGCCGCUGUUUCGUCGUUAGCUCGAACAUGUGCGUGCCCGAGGGCUCGGCCGUUGAUUCUUCCGCGCACGGAACGGCAACGAACGGCGUUUCUAACGGCCGAAGAAGCUCCAUCGUCGACGAGGACGGAAAUGAAAUCGUCCUUCCCAACGGAGAAAAGAAGAUCUCGUCGUCUGCCGUGGUCGAAGAGGCAGCGAUUGCACCGGCAAAGACCUCCGGUGGUGCUAGAACCUUCCUCUCUCGUGGCGGGUCCGCCAUUAUCUCUCCGUUCGGCGACGUCAUUGCCGGACCGCAGUGGGAGGACGAGAAGGGCAUCAUUUACGCGGAUGUUGACUUCGAUGAUUGCAUCCGUGGAAGGCUCGACCUGGAUGCGGCUGGGAGUUAUUCUAGGAACGACUCUUUCAAGUUCUACGUCGAAGGCUUGGAUCUCGACCCCCUGCCUUACUGAUCUCAUUACCAGUUAUCUGAAACCUCGUCGCCCUCGAGUUUUAUCUAUUUCUAUCUAUUAGGUCCCAAGCGACGGCCACUUCUAACAUAGCAAGCAGGCAGGAAUUGGUGGAUCAUUUACAUACUCGAGUAUCUAGCUCAACCGUACAAAUUUCGUUGGAUUGGACAUGGCGAGACUUCGCCUGACGGAUCGGAGGAUUUGUAUAUACUCAUGUCUCCUGUUCAUAGGACUUACUUCGCAUUCACUCAUUGAAGUUUACUUUUCACCUUUACUUUUACCCUUAUAUAUAGAGACCCUUUUAGGAUCACAACCAGAAUAGAACACAGCAAAUUCAGAUGCAAACUCAGCGUA
This is a messenger RNA of Annulohypoxylon truncatum, 1828 nucleotides long. Its product is annotated as carbon-nitrogen hydrolase. Lineage: Eukaryota; Fungi; Ascomycota; Sordariomycetes; Xylariales; Hypoxylaceae. The transcript has 4 exons. Gene Ontology annotation, molecular function: catalytic activity. The record is from RefSeq and is a predicted model, not a curated record. Bases 293 to 1477 code for a protein of 394 amino acids.